Molecule: messenger RNA, 2500 nt
Organism: Magallana angulata
Lineage: Eukaryota; Metazoa; Mollusca; Bivalvia; Ostreida; Ostreidae
Product: sodium/hydrogen exchanger 9B2-like
Exons: 11
Coding region: 247-1935 (562 amino acids)
Biological process (GO): proton transmembrane transport
Cellular component (GO): membrane
Molecular function (GO): antiporter activity
Source: RefSeq, a predicted model, not a curated record
GAUGACUAAAAAUAUGAACAGAAACAGGUGCUGCCUAAUUUUGGGUGUAUAAUUAAUUGUAGAUGAUAUAAAUAAUGUUUAAUUAUAAUGUCUGUAACAUUCAAGCAAGUGAUAAUUUAACGGAUCGGAAAAAGCUACCAUAAAAAAGGACAAGCAUUUUGUGGUCAUUUAGGAUAAGGAACUCUAGGAGUAGCAGGUUUGGAUAUACCUAUAGACGGAUUGUAUGAAUAGGUUUCUGAAUUCCACAUGACUGCCAUGACCGAGCUAAAAGAGAUGAACCAUGGGCAGGACCCUGGGAACAUUGGGGUCUACCCCUCACCCCCAGAGGUGGAGGAAAAGGAGGAGAACAAUCUCGAGGUGUCCAUUGAGGAAGAGGAGCCCAGCAGUCCUAAGUGUGCUGCAGUGGGAGUGUGCUUUCACAACUGUAGCAAACCUGUGAGCACAAAGUACCACCCUCUCUCAGAGGACCCUGGUAAACUGGAGCGCCUGCGCUACGCAUUCAUGUGCCCACCACACGGAAAUCUUGCCAUGUAUAUUCAAUUCUUUGUGCUAUGUGCUGUGACUUGGGUGGUGCUCAUUGCCCUGACUAAAGACCAGGCUCUCCCUGGGGGCAAUAUCUUUUCUCUAGUCAUUCUUUUUACUGCAGCAGUAGCGGGGGGAUAUAUAUUCUCUUUGUGUCGGUUACCUCCAUUAUUGGGUAUGCUUCUUGUUGGGGGGAUGCUGAGUAAUAUUCCAGUCAUCAAGACAGUAGGCCAGGGACUAGAUCUACAGUGGUCCGGAGCUCUCAGGAAAAUUGCCCUGACUGUGAUUCUGAUCCGAGCGGGGCUGGGGCUUGACCCCGUGGCGCUGCGUAAGCUGUCCUUCUCCGUGCUGAGACUGGCCUUCGCCCCCUGUCUGGUGGAGUGUCUAACUGUGGGGGUGGCCUCUCACUUCCUGAUGGGGCUGCCCUGGGUGUGGGGCUUUUUGUUGGGGUUUGUUUUAGCUGCAGUAUCACCUGCUGUUGUAGUACCUAGUCUCCUCAGUCUCUCAGACAGGGGCUACGGUCUAGACAAAGGAAUCCCCACUCUAGUCAUUGCAGCAGCCAGUGUGGAUGAUGUCUUGGCCAUCACUGGAUUUGGGGUGGUCCUUGGAAUAGCCUUCACUCAAGGAGAUGUGGCCCUGACCAUUGUGAAGGGUCCCCUGGAGGCGUUGCUGGGUGUGGCCUUUGGGUGUGUGGUCGGAGUGUUCCUGUGGUACUUUCCUUCCAAAAACGGGCCCAGUAGGAUGUUUUACCGUUCCUUGCUGUUGUUUUCUGCGGGAAUGAUGGCUACAUUUGGGAGUGAUGUGGUACAUCUCCCCGGAGCGGGCCCCCUGGGAUGUCUGACCUUGGCCUUUGUUGCAGCUUUCAGAUGGAGGAAGGAAAGAAAAGAUGGACAACCAGACACCAUCGCUGAGGUAGUGGGCAUUAUGUGGAUGUUGUUCCAGCCCUUGUUGUUUGGGCUUAUCGGGGCAGCAGUUAACUUUGACAACAUCAAAGAUUUAAACAGCUUAGGAUUGGGUAUAGCGGUGCUGGCCAUUGGGCUAUUUGUGAGAAUAAUUGUGUCUUUCUGUGUGGUAUUUGGGUCAGGGCUCACCAUCAAAGAACAAAUCUUUGUUGCUCUUGCCUGGUUUCCCAAGGCAACUGUUCAGGCUGCCAUUGGUGGACUAGCCUUGGACGCUGCCAUUAAACUGGGUAACGCUGAGAUGAUUGAAUGGGGAACCAGUGUACUAACUACCGCAGUGCUUUCUAUCAUAAUCACGGCUCCCAUUGGGGCCCUAGCAAUAGCCAUUUCUGGCCCUCUACUUCUGAACAGAAUUGACCCUAAAACAGGACUGUUGGUUUCUAAAGACAAUGACAAUCCAGAAGAAGCAUCCAUGUUAAACAAGGAAAACACUGAACCUACAGAGGAGACAUAGUGAGGGUUUAUGGGUCUGGACUUCAUUCUCAGGGAGAAUACUUGGCCAUGAAUGCGUGAAGUACACAUAUCACAUCAAAUCAUGUAUUAAUUUUUACAUGGAGUGUAGAAAGUAUGAAUGAUGAAUCAUUUCAUACUGUAUAUGAUUGUUCUCGUUUUAGAGUCAUUCGUUGGUGGUGCGGGGCGGGGGGGGGGGGGUCCAACAGAUAAUUUUCGGGUGAGUUCAAGGUCUAAAGUGUUUUGUAAUUCGACUGAAUUUUUUACAGAUGAAUUUAAUUUUUUCCAGGAGGGGGGUGGGGGUCAUGGCCCGCUGGACUUCUUUGUUACCUUUCGUUCCGAAAGUUUCAUUGCUUUUUCAUAUCAUACACAAGACUGUUGUAAAGAAUAUGUGCAGAAAAUUAAGUCUUGAACAGAGUAUUAAAAGUAGAUUUGUUGACAAACCCACACUUGUCGCUGUUAUAUCAGGAGUUAUUCCUCUUGUCAUAACUACCGUAUUCAUUGUUGCGCAGCUAUGUUGAUCUUUUAUGAAUUUAUAUUUUAGAAAUAAACAAAUAUAUAGACAUUUA